AUGCCUGAAAAAGUAGUAAACCACGGUUUUUUAACUGCACAAAGCCGUCCACGUGCUAAGGUUUCAAUUCGCGACCCAUUAUCGUUAACUGACAGGUUAAGACUUGCUAUUCGUGCUUUGCCACUUGAAGUAGUUCCAUUGGUAGUGGUUGUUACUGCAAGUGUUGGUGCUGGUACUUUUGCAAUGAUACAUAAAUUGUGGGCAGAUCCACAAUUGAGAAGGUUUCCUGCUUUUGAAAAUAAUAGAAGGUUUCCUGUUUUUGAACAUAAUAGAAGGUUUCCCGUUUUUGAACAUAAUAGAAGGUUUCCUGUUUUUGAACAUAAGAAAUAA
Messenger RNA from Dentiscutata heterogama, 330 nucleotides. The record is from the annotation of a GenBank genome assembly. NCBI's taxonomy places the organism in Eukaryota, Fungi, Glomeromycota, Glomeromycetes, Diversisporales, Gigasporaceae.